AUGGACAGAGAUGGAGGCGGGAAGAGCAGGUACGGCCGUGUCGCCGAACAACGUGGACUGUCUCUCACCACCGCAUUGAACACAAAACCACCCUUCGGGCGGGAGGCGAAAGAUGGAGCUGGUCAGUGGCGGGAUGUGGGGGAGCACGGCGGAGGUCGGGAAGAGAGAGGAAGGCGCGGCGGUGGGUCAGGAGCGGCGGACAUGGUGGCGUACGUAGCUGCUGGCCUCCGCGACGGAAAUAUAGCAGACAGGAAUUGCUGGAAUGGAGGCCGCCGGAGAAGAUGGAAGAGACGGCGAGGGGAACGGCGAUUAUUUGGGGAGGUAGGUGGGCUUUUGCUACUAGAACCAGCCUUGCAGGAAUUAGAAGCCAUUGUAUCUGGUGUUAUAGCUUUUGGAGUUAUGUCUUGCACUGCAAUGAUCUGA
Molecule: messenger RNA, 423 nt
Organism: Striga asiatica
Lineage: Eukaryota; Viridiplantae; Streptophyta; Magnoliopsida; Lamiales; Orobanchaceae
Source: the annotation of a GenBank genome assembly